Messenger RNA from Panicum virgatum (switchgrass), 378 nucleotides. Its product is annotated as thaumatin-like protein 1. Gene Ontology annotation, biological process: defense response. Gene Ontology annotation, cellular component: extracellular region. The coding region runs from base 1 to 378 and encodes 125 amino acids. The record is from RefSeq and is a predicted model, not a curated record. The transcript has 2 exons. Lineage: Eukaryota; Viridiplantae; Streptophyta; Magnoliopsida; Poales; Poaceae.
AUGGGGGAUUGCGGGUCUGGCGACCUGGAGUGCCACGGCGGUGGUGCCGCCACGCCCGCCACGCUGGCCAAGUUCAUGCCCGACGGCAGCGGCGGGCCCGACUUCUUCGAUGUCAGCCUCAUGGACGGCUACAACCUGCCCAUGGCGGGCGCGGCGGGGUGCACGGUGGAGCUGAAUGCGGCGUGCCCCACGUACCUGCGCGUGGGCGGCGGCGUGGUGUGCCGAAGCGCGUGUGACUCUUUCAGGGACGCGCGCUACUACUGCAGCAGUGCGGGCGGGGUGCCGCCGCCGGAAGCAAAGGCCUCUGCAGCUGGGCACUCAUCGGUGGCGGGCGGAGAUGGGGUAGCGAGCUUGGGCGCGGGGCCCGGUGAGCCUUAG